AUGAGCAAUCGACGAGUGUCUCUUCCGGUCGCCUUGGCGAUUCCACAGCAAUUCCCAUCCCGUCUCUCUCCUCCAUCACCUGCGUCGCCAGCCGCCAAUCGACGCUCGGAAAACUCGCCUCGUCGUGUGAAAAAGCGACGUCCACCGCCAAGAUAUCAAUACUCUCUGCAAACCGCUUCAAUAAUGAAUCAACAAAAUUCCGAGGAACUCGACGAAGAGAAACCCGAAGGAACGCUGAGAAGUUUUGGAAUCAAAAAUGGACAUGUCAUCGAUAAUGGAUACAAGAAUUUGAGUCAAAUGGCGACAAAACCAAUAGCAAUGCACAAUUAUAAAGAUCGUCGUGCCACGUGUCCAGAAGUCUGGCUAUUCCAGGAGACGUCAAAUAUUCCGAUGCAACACAUUGUUCUCAGAAUUUAUGGAUCGAAAAAUUGCGGAAAAAAGACACUUUUGAAUUCGAUUAAUCAAUUCGCUACCAAGCUGGUAACUCGUUAUAAUAAUGAAUCAACCGAUGGAGAUGAAAAUACUUCGAAAACGCUGAAUUUUCUCCUAAACAACGAGCAAAUCGAGCUGGAAAUGCUGCUGGAAUCCACCUUGGAGAACUCUCCAUUCGCUUCAUCUUUGACUAUGUACGCAGUUGUGUACAACGUAGACAGUCGAGAAUCGUUUCAAUGUGCCACCGAGCUGGUCCAACGACUUUUGAGCCGAAAAAUCGCCCGUGGUCCAAACGUUAUGAUUAUUGGCAAUAAAAUUGACCUCAAACGGAAUACGGUAGUUUCAAAAUUGGAAGGCGCAUGUCUCGCGAAAAUCCACAAAUGCCACUUCAUCGAAGUCUCCGCCCAAUACUCAAUGAACAUUUCGGAACUUUGGACGAUCGUUCUGAAACAACUUCAGAAUCCGAAGACGUCGUCAGAUCCUGAUGACGUGGCGUCAGAAUCCAAUGGAUGGAUGCAUCGAAUGGUGGCACGAGGCAAACAGCUGGCACAUUCCGCCGAGCAAAUUGUGCAAAAGUUUUUGUAA
Caenorhabditis briggsae is the source of this 1017-nucleotide messenger RNA. Gene Ontology annotation, cellular component: plasma membrane. The transcript is spliced from 7 exons. The record is from RefSeq and is a predicted model, not a curated record. The coding region runs from base 1 to 1017 and encodes 338 amino acids. Gene Ontology annotation, molecular function: GTP binding; GTPase activity; calcium channel regulator activity. Lineage: Eukaryota; Metazoa; Nematoda; Chromadorea; Rhabditida; Rhabditidae.